AUGAUAACUCUAAAAAAAAUAUUUUACUUUUUUUAUUUGACUUAUAUAAUAGUCAAAAAAGUGGAAGGCUUAGAUAAUAGUGUUGUGAAUUAUGAUAAUUAUACUUUAUAUCAAUUUGGAAAUUGUAUGAAACAACAAUAUAUAUACUUUCUUGAAAGUAUAUACAAAUUAUGUUAUUUGUGGAAAACUAUAGAUGAAAAAACCGUUUCUAAAAUAUUAGUUCAAAAAGGUAAAGAUAGUUCUUGGGAAGUUAAAUCAGAACUAAUUUAUAGGAAUAAGGAUUUGAGUUCUUUGUAUUUUAGUUAUGUACUUAAUAAAGAAUUAAUAGUUUUAAUGUGUUAUUCGAAUUUUCAAUUAAGAAAAUAUGAAUGUGUUCGUUCAGUAAGUCAUAAUGGUAUUAAAUUUAAUACAACGGAUACAAGUUUUUCUAGUGAUCCGCAUAGUGAUUCUUCAAUGGAUAAUUAUUCUUCAUUACCUUUUAAUUUUUCUGGAGUAAAUUAUUUAUUAAUAUGUUCUUUGAAUAAAAAUCCAUCUCGAGAUGGAAGUCUCAAAUUAUUUAUUACAUGUAGUGGUAGCAAAGAUAAAGGAAUAACAUGGAAAACAAUUUUCCGAUUUUAUUAUUCUAGUGACUCAUCUUUUAAAUAUUAUAAAUUAGCACCUAGAAUAAGCGAAGGUUCAAUAGGUUUUCAAUAUGUUAAACAUAAUAAUAGCACAUGGACCCAUGAGUAUAUUGAAUGUAAUCAUAGAAAAGAUUAUGAUUUUGAAUGUAAAAAUAUAGAUUUACAAAAAAAAAAUAAAGUUUUACAAAUAGCUUUGAAAGUAGGUAAUUAUUAUGUUUCUAGUUAUAUGGGUAAAAAUAAUUAUUUGUGUUACUUAUAUUAUACAUCCGAUAAUAUUGUUUUAAUAAAAACAAAAAUUAAUAAAAAUAAAAAAGGUGAUUGUAAUCCUCGAGAUCUUAUUAUGGUGGAUGAUUCUAAGGUCGUGUUAGUAUAUGCUGACGGAAUGAAUAUAGAUGGUUUCAGCACAUAUCGUUUUAUUAAUAAUUAA
This is a messenger RNA of Plasmodium gallinaceum, 1047 nucleotides long. RefSeq names its product secreted ookinete protein, putative (gene PSOP12). The transcript has 2 exons. Lineage: Eukaryota; Apicomplexa; Aconoidasida; Haemosporida; Plasmodiidae. The record is from RefSeq and is a predicted model, not a curated record. The coding region runs from base 1 to 1047 and encodes 348 amino acids.